CUUUCAUAAGGUACCCUAAAAAAAAAAAAAGUCUAAGAUUUGAGUUUAUUGGGUUACAGUGUGGCAACAUGGCGACUGUCAUUCACAAUCCACUAAAAGCUCUCGGCGAUCAGUUCUACAAGGAGGCCAUCGAGCACUGUCGCAGCUACAACGCCCGCCUGUGUGCCGAGCGCAGCGUCCGAAUGCCGUUCCUGGACUCGCAGACGGGCGUGGCUCAGAACAACUGCUACAUCUGGAUGGAGAAGCGACACAGGGGGCCAGGACUGGCUGCGGGUCAGAUGUACACCUACCCCGCCCGCUGUUGGAGAAAGAAGAGGCGACUGCAUCCGCCAAUCGACCCUCAGCUCAGACUGUGUGAACUCAGGCUUGAAGCCGAGUUGAUGGCGAAGAGAGAAACUCCCCCGGCGGAGGCCACGGCACUGGAGACACUGAUCAGAGGAGACGCCCUUCUGGACAAAAGGAGCAGCAGCUCCAAGGAGGAAGAGACUCUGCUGGAGAUUCAGAGGGUGCUCGAGGCAGAGGAAAACGGAGACGGUUUCCAUGAUGAGGACGAGUUUGAAGUCGAGACGCCGAAGAGGAAGCAGAGAAAUAAAGGCAGGGGUCGAGGUUCGAGCCGUAAGAAGACGGAGUCGGUGACGGGUGAUGAUCAGGACAAACCCUACGUGUGUGACAACAGAUACAAACAAAAGCAUAACUCAAAAUCGGCUGACUCAGUUUGUGGUAAGCGUUAUAAGAACCGGCCCGGACUGAGCUACCACUACACGCACACACACCUGGCUGAGGAGGAAGGCGAGGAGGAGAGAGAACCCGAGAUCCCUCAAUCACCACCGGAAAACAAGACUCAAAACCACAAGCUGCAGAAGGGAUCUGACGGCGCGGUCAUCGCUAACGACUACUGCGACUUCUGUCUCGGGGACUCGGGCUCUAACAGGAAGACGGGCCAAGCCGAGGAUCUGGUGUCGUGUUCGGACUGCGGACGCUCCGGCCACCCGACUUGCCUUCAGUUCACAGAGAACAUGAUGCAGGCGGUGAGGACGUACCAGUGGCAGUGCAUCGAGUGCAAAUCGUGCAGCCUGUGUGGCACCUCAGAGAACGACGAUCAGCUCCUGUUCUGUGACGACUGCGAUCGGGGAUAUCACAUGUACUGCCUCAAACCUCCCAUGACUCAGCCGCCUGAAGGAAGCUGGAGCUGCCAUCUUUGCUUGGACUCACUAAAGGACAAGGCGUCUGCUUUUGGAGAAGCAAAAACACUGUAAAAGAAACGCCCCGUGUUCUUCUUCCGUAAGAGCGGACCGCAGCGCCGACCUGCACGACGUCCGUCCGUCUCGUCUCGUCUCGUCUCGUCCACGCCGCACGAAGUCACGCACGCUCCACGCGGAAAUCUACCUCGCAGCACCAGAUAUCUUUUUCGGAAGAUCAGAACGAAACACGCCAGGUUAGACAAGGACUUUGUUCCAGAAUCGUCUUAGAUCGGAUGGUCAAUGAUGUCAAACUAACGACAUGCAGAUUUUUUAUUUUUUUUCCCCCCAAAUACAAGUCAUACAAGUCUGUAUUUGAACGCACUCGAUUUUAAUACGUAUGAUAAAUGAUCGGUGUGAACCUUUCCGACCAAAAGCCGGCCUGUUUCUGGUGUUUGUCGAUCGCUUUCGUAUUUUUAAAGUCGUUUUUAGACUUGUUCCCAGAACUGUAAUAAUCCUACCAUUUUAAAAGGUGCUUCAGACAAACCGUGGUUCACAAUAGCGUGGAUUCGGCUCAAGUCUUCGUUUCGCGCUUCUGUGUAUAUUUAAACCCGAGGGGAAGCGGAGCGGCUCAGCCCCGCCCUUUUUUCUCUUUUCGUUUUCAUUUCAAAAGCAACCAGCGAUUUAUCGCAAAUCGGUUUUAAAGGCGGCGGAAAUAUUUAGAGACGCGCCGAUACUAAAUUUCUCAGCCGAUAACACCUAAGCGAUUAUUCAGAGCGGUAGCGGCCGAUACCGAUACCGAUACCGAUCGUUCUGCCUUUUAUACCUUCUUAUAAAUGAAUAAAAAUUCAUUUAAAAGAAUUCUGAAAGAAAUGGAGAUAAAAACUUGACUCUCUCCGUUUCAACGAGUUGUUUGACAGUAACUGGUCUCAUCAACAUUAACACAUUACUCUAAAUAACAUGAACACAUGAAGUCAAUUCUGAAGAUUAAAGUAAGAUUAUGAACUUAUUGAAUGUUAUUCAUUCAUAUUAACAUCGACUGAAUUGUAAAAACCCUCCUGUUAGUCUCGCACUCAGUCUCCACACACACCAGCGUUUCUACUUCAUCACUGACAUCACACUGCUCAUAUAUAAUAUACACUUUUUAUAUAUUAACAUUAACUGGAUAUGAAAUGUACUACUCUACAUAUAUGUUUCUGUGCAAUAUAUAUAUAUAUAUAUACUUUUCAUUCCACUCAACUUCAUUUAAAUCUUUCAGCAGUGUACCGGUGCUUUAAUUCAGCUCGAGCAGCGCGGCAAAAAAAUAAAUUAGACUCGCCGCCGAAACUCCCGCUUCACUGCUGCUCACUUCCGGCGUAAAAUAUCAUGCGUGCAGAGAUUACAGAGAUCACACACUGCAGUGUGGUCCAAAAUCCAUGUGUCUUCCCGCCCUCUUCUGAUUGACAGGAUAUAAUCGGCCCUGAUCAUCGGACGUUUUUAAACUUUCGGCCCAUAACGUGAAUAACUGUCCUCGUCAGCCGGUGGCGAUUAUUGGCCGAUACAUCGGUGCGUCUCUAGAAAUAUUACAAACUGCCGCUUUAAUUUCUGUAAAACAAUCGCAAAUUCUUAACAGCUGAGAUUUGGAUUUUGGACCUGAGGCAAAAAGAAAAGCGCCUGGAAAAAAAAAAACGUGUGUUUUUAAUGUGUGUGUGUGUAUGUGUAUAUAGUUUAUAUAUAUAUAUAUAUAAAUAUAUUCCACUAGAUUAGUGAUAUCCCUGUUCCUUUUUUUGUACUUCUUCCCUCAUCAUAUAUUAGCGUCUCUAUUCCUGUCCGGAUGUUCUCGCUUGUCGUCUCUUCUUCUUCCUCCUCGUCCGUUCUCUGUAAUGCAUUAGAGGCUCUAUUUUCAGAGCCGAUUCAUCAAGACCGAUCCUCACAUCUGCUGAAUAUUUUAUCUCUCCCUGGAAAGGACUGUCUAACAGACGAAGCAGUUUAAAGACUUUUUUUUUUUUUAAAUGGGCGACUACAAAUUUUGAGGUUAUAUCAACAAGCAGAGUGAUUUCCUAAUCGUUUCCUGUUUCUGUUUUUUAUUUGUUUUUUUUUGUUGUUGUUGUUUUCUAACGAUUUUUGUCCCCGUCGCUUUUCAUCGUUUGCAGCUUAAUAAAUGAAACUGAAAAUGAUGGAUGUUUUCGCGGACGAUUCUGCGAUGAAUGGAGUCGAACUUUGUACUGUUGGACACUAGAGGGCAGCACACACAAAGACAAACAGUUCACUGAGCCUAGUGAGAGCGUUCCCAUCAGACACAGGCCCGAGGGCCCGGAGUCGGAGGGCCCCAAAGCCGGAGCCUCCACGUAAAGUCACUCUGCUAAACCGUCCAGAGUCAAAGGUCUACACAAAGGGCUACACAUUAUAUCGCAAGAACAAAACCAUCAUUACACCUUCAGCGUGAGUGUUGAUCAGUUAAGUGUAGCCUGCAAAUGUUUUUGUUAAAUUUACCGAAUGGAUUUUAAAAAUUCGACAGCGGUCGGUCUGUCAUUCUGCACACUGCUGUGAUGUCCGUACGAGUUCGUACGUACUUUCUGAGCGCUCCGAAUCGAAAAGCGGCUCGGUUAGGCCGUGUGAUCGAUCACGUUUCGUCGGGAUUUACGCGCUACGCAGGUGUUGAACAGAAUGUUUCUGGGUGGAACGUUUACUGAGAUUAACUAGAAAAUACACUUUUUUUUUUUUAGUACAAAUUUAGGCUGCGUAUCAUAGAUCAACUUGACUCUAUAUAUUCCUACGUAGACACGGACUCUAAGCGUUACUAAGUCGACAUACUUUUAUUGGACAUUUGAACUGAUUUGUAAAGAAAUAUCAGAGAAAUUACACUAAUUUGGAGAAAUUAUGGAGAAAUCACCCUAAUUUGGUCUAAAUGUAGUCCUUUACGUCCUCUCUCACCUCCUCAUCUGUACACUCUGCUCAAACACAUCAGCUUCCAAAGCUUCAACACUCACGCCAGUACCGCCGCCAUCGCCGUCGCGCUCGUCAUCUCGUAGAUCGCUAACCGGCCGAUCAACUAGCUGUCGUAUACGGCUGCAUGGCGUCCUGGGACUCCGAGUCCGGCAUUUCUACACGUCUCAUUAAUACGACGGCGGGA
Molecule: messenger RNA, 4290 nt
Organism: Ictalurus punctatus (channel catfish)
Lineage: Eukaryota; Metazoa; Chordata; Actinopteri; Siluriformes; Ictaluridae
Gene: dpf3
Product: double PHD fingers 3
Exons: 12
Coding region: 69-1256 (395 amino acids)
Biological process (GO): nervous system development
Cellular component (GO): nBAF complex
Source: RefSeq, a predicted model, not a curated record